Messenger RNA from Drosophila bipectinata, 1403 nucleotides. It is a transcript of the gene Nagk, whose product is annotated as N-acetylglucosamine kinase. NCBI's taxonomy places the organism in Eukaryota, Metazoa, Arthropoda, Insecta, Diptera, Drosophilidae. The record is from RefSeq and is a predicted model, not a curated record. Gene Ontology annotation, molecular function: N-acetylglucosamine kinase activity.
ACUCAUAAAAAAAGAAAGAAAAUAACUUAUCAAUGAGCCAGCAGCUGCUCGGCUUUAAAUGAGUAUGACGACCAAACAUAACAGACAUUGCGAGUUUGGGCUUCCAAGCGGACGGACGAGAUUGGCUCUUCCCGGGAAAGGAUUAGUGCCUGUUCGCGAGAAUUACAAGCUCUUCCACCGCCUAUUCUAAUCAACAACUACAACGUGUGGGCGGAUUUUAAUCGCAUUCGCCAGCAGCCACAUUCCAGUUGGAGCCGCUCAAACAGUGCACUAAAUAAACCAGAAUGAAAUAUUUCGGCGGAGUCGAGGGCGGUGCCACGCACUCCCGGCUGGUAAUCUGCGAUGAAAGUGGCCAAUCUGUGGGCGCCACCAGUGGCUUGGGAACAAACCAUUGGGGCAUCGGUAUCCCAGAGUGCGCCCGACGCAUCGCUGACAUGGUGGAACGCGCCAAGGAAGAGGCCGGUAUCCCAAAGGAAACUCCAUUAACCAGCCUGGGGCUCAGCCUGAGUGGUUGCGAGCAGGAGGCCACCAAUCUCGAGCUGGAACAAGAACUACGGACCACAUUCCCAGACCUGGCUCUGAGUUACGCAGUUUCCAGCGACACUAUGGGCAGCAUGUUCACCGCGUCCGCCAUCGGCGGAAUGGUCCUCAUCUCGGGCACCGGAUCCAAUUGCCUGCUGCGUAAUCCUGACGGCUCCACUGCCAAUUGUGGUGGCUGGGGAAACUUCCUAGGAGACGAGGGCAGCGCCUGGUUUAUUUCAUAUCGUGCCGUAAAGGUGGUAUUUGACCACAUGGACAACUUUGAGACGUCACCGGCACCCGUGGAUAAAACCUGGGACCUGAUCAAGGACCAUUUCAACAUCGAUACGCGCUACGAUAUGUUGCCCCACUGUUACGCCAAAUUCGACAAACCCUUUUUCGCCAAUCUAUGCAAGAAGCUGGCUCUAAAUGCUGACAAUGGCGAUGAGCUGGCCCUUGGACUCUUCCGGGAGGCUGGAGUACACUUGGCCCGAAUGAUCGUGGCUCUGCUGCCUAAAGUGUCGAAGGAUCUGGUGAAGUCUGGCGAUCUAAGCGUGGUGUGCGUGGGCUCUGUCUGGUCCAGCUGGAACCUAUUGAAAGAUGCCUUUACCGAGGAGCUGGCCAAGACGAAUAUAAAGUACAAUCUUAAAUUGGUUCGCAUCACCAAGAGCAGCGCCUACGGUGCCUGUUAUUUGGGAGCUGAUAAUGCUAAGUUCAACUUGCCUCGAAACUAUGCGGAUAAUAUCACUGUCCUGCAUACCUACACAGAUCCCGGAACGGCGGCGAAAACGACUAAUGGAGUCAAACCGCCGGGAUGCUGUAAAUGUAGAGAGUAGUUUUAUUAAAAAUUCUUUUCAAAAUAAACAUUUAAAUUGCCAAACAAA